AUGGCCGUUCAAGUGAAACUCGGCCGCUGGGAAAGACAGCAUGCGGAAGCUGCCAGAAAUCACCAGCGCCCGAGUGAAAACUUGCUCGACCAGACACUGGCACCAAGCACGAGUCGGGCGGAUCAUUUACCCCGAAUCGAGCUACCCCACUUCAACGGUUCGCCGACGGAGUGGUUGACAUUCAAAGGGCGCUUUGAAAAGCGCAUGGUAACGAUCAAAUUUAAAAAAAUAAAUGUGCCAUGCGCUAAGUCCAUCAUGAGCCUCAUCGAUGCCGUGGACACUACAGUUCACGCUGCAAAGCAGAUACAAAAGGAUAAAACAGCGACACUGGACUGUGUUGCGAAUGGAAUGCUAGUAAGUCUAGCAAAAUCCCGUCUGGAUUCGGAAACCGCAUCCAGGCUGGAGGAGAGAUUAGACAUACAUCGUGUCUACACUUGGACAGAAUUCAAGGAAGAGUUGGAGAAGCGAGCCAACCAAUUAGCGUGCCGAACCGAUAUCGACGAAUCGAAAUCGCGCAACACCAAGACGGUAGCAGCAGCUGCCAUCACCCAACCCCAGCGUAGGGAAAUCAAAACGCAACCGCAAUCCUGUUUCGCGUGCAAUGAGAAAGGGCACGCGAUCUGGCACUGCACCGAAUUCAAAGCGCUGCCUGUACCGCAAAGAUGGGAUAGGACCAAAAGAGCCGGUCGGUGUUUCAAUUGUUUGUCUUGGGGACACUCCGUCCAAAAGUGUUCAUCCAAAAAGCGGUGUUCAGAAUGCGGAGAAGCACACCACACAUUGCUACAUCCAGUGGAUGCGGUUCCAGAGAAGAAGCCGGCGGCUGACCCAGCCGUUGUGGCCUCAACCAGCACCGAGAUCAACAUUAAAGGUGCGUCCGACUGGUAUCGAGUUAGGCGCCUAUUGGACUCCGGUAGUCAGGUGGAGUCUAUCACGGAAGCAGCCGCGCAGACUCUAGGACUACCGUACGCACGGAGCGACGUGCAACUUGUUGGCAUUGGCGGAAGGGUCAAUGCUUCCAGAAAGAUUACAACCGUAAUCUCCUCCAGAUGCGGAAGCUUCGCUAUGGAGGUAAGUUUAGUUUUGGUUCCGCACCUUUUAGACGACCAGCCCAGCAUUCGGCUGGAAGCGAAGGAUGUGAGUGUUCCGUCAAACAUUGAGUUAGCGGACCCCACAUUCUACAAGAGAAGAGGCAUCGAGAUUAUACUCGGUGCCCGAGUACUAUUCCAGAUUCUGAGCCCCAGACAAAUCCAAUGUACAAAUGGCCCGAAUCUUCAGGAGUCAGCCUUAGGCUGGCUUGUUGGCGGACUAGUUUCGCUACGGUCAACCCGGAAAGCAGUAAUGACUGUUGCCACCGUUAGUACAAAUGAGAUCCAAGAAGAAGAGGACCCCGAUGGGAAAUUGGAUAUUCUCUUCAAGAGGUUUUGGGCCUUGGAGGAGGUAACUUCUGCGGAAGCGAAGUCCACCUCUGACCAGCCCAUUCAACUGGGUGAUUCCUACGAGCAAGCAAGAAGACGCUUGUUCUCGCUAGAAAGGAAACUCACGCGAACUCCGGAAGUAUACGAGCAAUACAGAGAGUUCCUGAAAGAGUAUCUGACAUUAAAUCAUAUGGAAGUUGUAGAACCAAAGGAUUAUCAAAAAAUCCGCUACUUCAUACCACACUCAUGUGUCAUCAAGCCAGAUUCUUCAUCAACCAAGCUUCGCGUGGUAUUUGAUGCAAGCGCUAAGGCAUCAAAUGGACAUUCCUUGAAUGACAUGCUGCGUAGUGGACCAGCGAUCCAAACGGAGCAAUUCGAUUUGCUCCUGGACUUUCGCUGCCAUGACAAGGUGCUAAUGGCCGACAUCGCGAAGAUGUAUCGGCAAGUCCAUGUCCACGAAACGGACUCGUGGUACCAGUGCAUCGCCUGGAGGGAUAAUCCUUCGGAAGCGAUUCAGGCUUAUCGCCUCAAAACAGUGACUUAUGGCGAGGCGGCAUCCUCAUUCCUAGCAUGUCGCGCUCUACACCAAGUCGGAGAAGAAAUCCGAUCGCAUCAGCCGAGCAUUGCUGAUAUUAUUCAGAAAUGUUUCUACGUCGACAAUUUGAUGAUGGGGGGAAAUUCAGCAGAAGGUCUUCUGAGUCAACGAAAAGCCGUGGAGGCCGCUCUUCUGCAGCGAGGCUUUCCCUUACGGAAAUGGGCAUCCAACGAUGCCAGCAUCAUAGAAGAUGUACCUGCCGACGAUCUCGAAAAGGAGAUCAACAUCGGAAAUCACGAUGUGAUUAAAACCCCGUGGCAAAGUGGCCCAUGGGAAUCCAGCCAGAAACCUGAGACGCAAUUCGAGAUGUGGCCGUUUACAAUGGAAUCGCCACCCGAAGUCGCCGUGGAGAAUAACAUCUCCACUCACAACAUUGUGGGCUACUCUGUGGACGCCCUGUUCAUCAUCGCGGCGAUCAUCAUCGUCAUCGUCUGGCGUUGGCGCAGGAAUGCGCGACGCCUGAAACAACUGGAGGGCGCAGCGACGAAGCUGCGUCAGCAAACUUUAAACAACUCUGUAUGA
Molecule: messenger RNA, 2532 nt
Organism: Uranotaenia lowii
Lineage: Eukaryota; Metazoa; Arthropoda; Insecta; Diptera; Culicidae
Exons: 4
Coding region: 1-2532 (843 amino acids)
Biological process (GO): proteolysis
Molecular function (GO): zinc ion binding; nucleic acid binding; aspartic-type endopeptidase activity
Source: RefSeq, a predicted model, not a curated record